Messenger RNA from Rana temporaria (common frog), 2353 nucleotides. RefSeq lists its product as uncharacterized. The transcript has 2 exons. The record is from RefSeq and is a predicted model, not a curated record. Bases 79 to 2256 code for a protein of 725 amino acids. Gene Ontology annotation, molecular function: zinc ion binding; single-stranded RNA binding; double-stranded RNA binding. NCBI's taxonomy places the organism in Eukaryota, Metazoa, Chordata, Amphibia, Anura, Ranidae. Gene Ontology annotation, cellular component: precatalytic spliceosome.
GCUGAGAACUCUAAACGUGACGCGUGACGUCACUCUGCCUGCGACGGAAGCGAUGCCUCUAGUACACACUCCGCUGUCAUGGUGAGGGUAUUGUGUGAGUUCUGCCGGGUGUCCUGUACCUCACCCAGGUCGUUGUGCGGCCAUGUGGCCGGCCACAAGCACAGGGCGGUCAUGUCGCUGGUGUCACCGGAAAAGCAGGAGCAAUAUGAACGUGUGCAGUACUUUGUGGACACUUAUUUAAAGGCUUAUCCCGUCCUGGGUCUGGACUAUGUGAUGGAGGAGCAGGUGGGAUCCUCUUACCACUACACCUGCACGCUGUGUAACAAAUCGUAUGGGUGGCAGGAGAUGGUGGGUCAUGUCACAGACCUGGACCACAUGGAUCUCUAUGUCAGGAGGCAUCACAGUGAGAUGAAAACCACAUCCACCGACCUCACAAAGGAGGAGGAGAACGCCCUGCUGAUGAAAGUAGCCCAAACCAUCUGCACCGAGUUUGGCCAAAGAAAAAUCUCAAAUGGCGGUAACCUAGAUGUAGUAGCUGUCCCAUCCCCCAUAGAAGGCAUUAAGAAUAAUCACCCUCUGCCUUCCACAGGUAAUGAUUUACAGGAGAAGGGGUCGGAUCUAAAGAUGGUAACACAGGGAGAGAAAUGCACACAGGACAGCAAGAUAGCUAAGUUUCCAAAGUAUACCUGUACCCACUGCUACAUAACCUGUUCCUCAGCUGUGACGAUGUGUCACCACAUCACCGGCAGCAAGCAUAAAAAAAAACUGCUCUCGCCCCAGGAGCACGAUGAUGCAAACCGCUUGAGCUACUUCCUAAAUGCCCACAUGAAGGAAGACCCCGUUGUGGGCCUGGAAUAUGUCAUGGAGGUAAAGCAGGGCUCAUUGUACAAAUUCUCUUGCCAGCUGUGUGGCGUGGUGGAUGUCGACUUGAUGAAAAUAGUCAGCCAUAUCAUGGAUUCAAACCACAUUGAACGUUAUGCUUGUAAACACUAUAGUCACAUGUUUUCCCCUCUUGUUCCCGGCCUCUUUAAGACUGCUCGUCUGAAAGCUGUGAGAGAUAUUUCUGUAAGGAUUGUAAAACUGCAGGGGCGCAAAGAAAUUCAAGUAAAAAAUACCACUGUCGGUGGCCUGACUGAGUCUUUGUUCUCAGGGGGUGACAGUAAAACAAGGAAAGCAGCGGAGGACACAUUACCAACCACAUCUGAGGGUGACCAUAAAACAAAGACAGCCUUUGAGGACACGUUACCAUCCAAACGCGAGGGUGACAGUAAAACAAGGAAAGCCUUCGAGGACACUCUACCAUCCAAACGUGAGGGUGAUCGUAAAACAAGGAAAGUCUUCGAGGACACUCUACCAUCCAAACGUGAGGGUGACCGUAAAACAAGGAAAGUCUUCGAGGACACUCUACCAUCCAAACGUGAGGGUGACCGUAAAACAAGGAAAGUCUUCGAGGACACUCUACCAUCCAAACGUGAGGGUGAUCAUAAAACAAGGAAAGCCUUCGAGGAUACACUACCAUCUAAACACGAAAGUAGAUGUUCUCACUCAAAAUGGAGACCAUUAUCAUAUCGGGAGAAAGGUUUGGAUGAGAGCCAUGAAAGCCACCGCUACAGUAAGAGGCCCAAAGUAUCUAAAAGUGAUGACCCACCUUUGGCCAAGAGGAGCAGGCUUUCCCCUGAGGGUGACUGGGAUGCCUUGCCUUCAAGACCGCACAUUUCAAAGCAUAGGAGCUCACACUAUGAGAGCCAGGCCAUUAGAAUGGAUUGUACAACAGCCGUGCAGGAAUUGGAGUUCAGAACAAAUGAAGAAUUUUUUAAUUAUGUAUCUAAUUUUGUGAUCUCUAAUGAUGAAGAUGCUGUCUUUAUCCGGACGAUUACCCAGAACUGCAUUAGGGCUAUGACAAACUUUAAGGUAGAAGAGGCAGAGAGGCAGAAGACCACUUAUCACUCAGAGACUCCAUUGGCGCACACAAGCAGGACUGCCCAAGAGAUCCCAGAUAUUUUAGAAAAUAAAAUGGAGUCACAUUCAUGGGGUUCUAAAACUACUUUGCUCAAAGACACCUCAAAUCCCCCCUCAGAAUCCAUGCCUAAAAACGAGGUAACCGACUUCUUUUUCAGCAGCAUUAAAAACAUGGAUGAGUCUGAUGUGGUCGGCGUUUUCCAGAAAAUUGCUACCACAAAUCCUGAAUUUCAAGGAAUGGACAUACCUACUGUUAUAAGAUUCUUGAAGGAUUCUGGCAGAUUAAACAAGCCUUGAUGCUGUGAAAAUACAUUGUGUUCUUUACUGCUGUUUUGUUUGUUUCUUGAAGAGGUUCCAGACAGAAUAACUUGGAUAAAAUAUUAUUUGGCAGGUU